UUCACACCACUUAUCCCCUCGGACAAAACGAGGAAUUCCCUUGUACGAACGGCCUCUGCACAAGCAAUUGAUGAUGAUGAUCCUCCUGGACAGAUGGUGACCAUGGGAUACAGCAUCCACUCAUCUGGGCCAUGAAUUGCCUUCGGUAGAAGCGACCCUGCCCAUCGAAUUCAAAUCCGUCAGAGCGGCACUCAGGUUCACUCACAAAAUGGGAGUUUUCCGUGCCGGACAACCUCUUUUCGAUUGAUAAAUGGGGUCAUAGUCACAGAACCGAUGGACCUUGGGAGAAACAACCAUUCAACGUGGGAUGGUCCGUUGAUGACAAGGGAAUAUUGGUCUGCAGAGAAGGGUAAACUCAUGCGAAGUUACAAGACUUUCCGAGUCAAGUUCAGAGUCCGAGAGUCCACGGUGACUGCUCAAAUCUCUGGUUACACAGUGGUAACAAAACUUGUCGUGCAACGCCCAAAAAGACAAGCUUUAGGCUUUAACGACCGUCCGGGUACUAGUUCAGUUACUGCGGGUCUGAUAGGCGCAAUUAGAGAAACUGGGGACACAGCCGUGGCUGAGAAGACCGGUAUCAUGACAAACACGAAAGAUAAGGGCCUCUGUUCUUGGAGUGUGCACGCAACAUUCCCUGCAGCAGCAGCAACUUUGCUAGGGAUCGAGGACGGUAGUUCAAAGAAGAGCUCAAGCUUAACUUUAGUCCACUCCGAGUCCGCUCGCAUAGGCUUCACCGCGGCUUUCGCACGAGUUCAGACAUACGUGCGACAAUCCAGGACAAUCCACAUCGAGGAACAUCCACACGGAAAACCAGACGAGAUCUUAUCAACAAUUUACCAGUUUGAUAUGACCAUAAUAAGCUCUUCAUUUCAAGUGAGAGGGCGAUCUAUCUCUCUACCCCUGAAACCUAAGCUGGAAGGGGGAGGAACCUGA
Messenger RNA from Serpula lacrymans var. lacrymans S7.9, 933 nucleotides. RefSeq lists its product as uncharacterized. The record is from RefSeq and is a predicted model, not a curated record. The transcript has 3 exons. Lineage: Eukaryota; Fungi; Basidiomycota; Agaricomycetes; Boletales; Serpulaceae. Bases 274 to 933 code for a protein of 219 amino acids.